Nothobranchius furzeri (turquoise killifish) is the source of this 2024-nucleotide messenger RNA. It is a transcript of the gene odad3, whose product is annotated as outer dynein arm docking complex subunit 3. The record is from RefSeq and is a predicted model, not a curated record. Gene Ontology annotation, cellular component: ciliary basal body; cilium; ciliary tip. NCBI's taxonomy places the organism in Eukaryota, Metazoa, Chordata, Actinopteri, Cyprinodontiformes, Nothobranchiidae. Gene Ontology annotation, biological process: cilium movement; outer dynein arm assembly.
UAGUGUACACGUUGCUAGGCAACCAGAGCCUAGCAAGCUACAGGCUGGCGGUAGCUGGAGCUUAACACGACUGUUAGCUCAUUUCUGCUGCUUGCGCUUACAACACUGCACCAAAAUGCCGUUCGCCGCCGAGAGAAAGAAACUUCCGCCUCAUGACCAAAUAACGGAGCUUCAGCGUAAAAUCCAACUUCUAGAUGGCGACAAAACUGCAUUUUAUGAGAGCUCCCAGUCUGCCAUGAAGAAGAACCGAGAGUCCAUCCUCCAGCUGAGGCAGGACAACAAGAGGUUAUACAGAAAAGUGGCAGAAGCUAAAGCUGGUGACGAACACAUCAUCAGGGUGGCUUUUCAAAACAAAGGUUUGAAGCAGGAUGCUUUCCACAACAUGUCAGGAAAGGCAGCCCUCACAGCAGUAGACCAAAAGGUGCUGUCCAAAACCAAGCGUCUGAAUGCUUCAAAACACACCACACGAACCUACCAACAGCGUCUUGAUGAACUGAAGAGGGAAUAUGAAAGAAUAAAACCAGAAGGAGGAAGUGGAGCGGUGUCCUCUAGUGCUUGGGAGCGUAAAAAAGAGGAAGAUGUCAUGAAUCUGCACGCAUUGGAGAAUCGUCUGGAGAAAACCCAGUUCAAGAGCAAAGAGGCUGAAAACAUCACAAGUUACUAUCAAAAACUCAAAACACAACUGCAGGAUGAGAGUCUGACCUUCCAGGGCCAGCUGGACAGCUUGGAAGCAGAAAUCCUGAAGUACAGAGAGGAGCUUCACAGCCUGCAGGUCAUGAGGGACGACGCUCAGCUCUCUGAAGAAGCUGCAAAGGCCGCGUUCCAGCAGCAGGACGAACUGCUGUCCAGAGAGCGUAAGGAGAGGGAGAGAGCAAUAACAAGUUACAGGAAAAUAGUUGAAGAGCACAAGGCAGAGACUGGAGAAACUGAAAGAAGUGUGAAGAGAACACCUCUGCAGCCAGAUGAGCUGAGCAGCGAGGCCCAGCACAGCACCACUAGGAUCCCCGCUGAGGAGGAGAAGGCCUUUUCUGCUCUGGAGGAGGCCUUCGAACGCAUCAAGGAGACCACCGGAGCCACGGACGUGCAGGAGAUAGUGAAGCGCUUCACCUCACAAAAGGAGAUGCAUGAACAUCUGGAGAAGCUGAAGAAAGAGAACGAGGAGGCCCUGCUGCAGCUGAAGGAGCAGAGGGAGCUUCUGAUCCAGCGGUUUGAAGAGGAGGAGUAUUCUGGAGAUGCUAAGCUGUCAUGUGAGCAGCAGAAGCUGGAGGAGGCCGAGCUUCAGCUUCAGGCUCACCAGCAGAGGUGUGACUCUGCCAGGGAGCGGCUGGACUGGCUCACAACAACCCUCAGUACCGUUACAGCAGGAGUGGAGCACCUGGCAGAGAAACUGCAGCACAUCACUCUGAGCGCGGGCAGAGUUACUGCGCAGCAGCCAGACUCGGAGGAGGCUGUGCUGGCGCUUCUGGCCCAGUGCGAGCUACAGCUGCAGCUGCUGCAGAAGGAGUUUGAGGGGAAAGAUCUGACUGCUAUCAUGAAGGAGAUGGGAGAAGACGAGUUUUACAUCCGGAUCGAGGAGAAUCUGCCUGAAUACAACACCAGAGUCAGACUACCUGAGGCCCAACCGCUGGAGCUCUCCGAUGACGCAGCUAAAAGGAGCGAUGAAGACGAGCCGGGCGUCCUCUCACGUGAGGUUUUGAAGCGUCAGUCUCAGCUGAUUGUUGAUUCCAACUUGAAGAAGAAGACUUGGAAAAGGAAGAAGAGCAAGUUCUGGCCCAAAGAGGAGAUCUAGAGUCAGGAACAAGAUUCAGCUUGUGGAGAAAAGGACCCUGAUAUCAUUUUAAACUUGUAGUCUUAGAAAUGUUGGAAAGAUUUUUUUGUGUCUUAACUUCAUGUCUCUGUUUGUUUUGUCAACAUUAACAUUCUUCAUCACGUGUUGCAUCAACACAGCUUUUGUCACCUUGUUUUUUCCCACCCAGUGUUUCACCAACUGCCUCUCAGGUUUCAAUAAAAAGGAUCAGAACAUC